Messenger RNA from Hypoxylon fragiforme, 2297 nucleotides. RefSeq lists its product as uncharacterized. The record is from RefSeq and is a predicted model, not a curated record. Bases 440 to 2104 code for a protein of 554 amino acids. NCBI's taxonomy places the organism in Eukaryota, Fungi, Ascomycota, Sordariomycetes, Xylariales, Hypoxylaceae. The transcript has a single exon.
GUUAGUUACUACACCAUGUAACUAUGAAAUCCUUGAAAAAAAAAAAAUGAGAUUCAUCACUUGAUCUUAGGUCGAACCCCUUUUUCACCACGAUCUACAUUGAUAUUGGCGUCACCGACUCCAUAUCUAUGUGCACUACCUCAUACACAGGACAGUAGAUGUCAUUGGCAUCGCCGAUCACAUUGUUCCUAGAUCUGGCCCCUGUUGGCUGGGAACCAUAUCCAAGUGGUUCAUUCUCCGCCAGUUGAUCGGAGUUUUUGGUAGUCUAGGUAGGUAAGCUUGGGGAACAUGAUGGAUCGAUAGCCGCAUUACGUAUCGGCUAGCUUACAUUACCUCACUCUCACCUGCCUAUCUGUGCGCGGAGGUGUACAGGACUUUUGGUGGCCAAGCGUAGAACUAGGAUAUUGUUCCGCCGCAGGACUAGUCAACUGUUAUCACGAUGCGGCCAGGGUGCGUACAUGCUGUCAUCGCUAGGGCUGCUGCACGCAAAUGCAGGAUAGGUGGCAAUCGCCGCCUUGUCGGGUGGCCCAAGAGGGGUUAUAGGCAAUACGCCACAGUUAAGGGGCCGUCACAGCAACCACAGCGGCCGGUAGUCCCGAAAGGAGCUCCUUCUAAACCGGCUAAGUCAAAGCAAGCCCCUAAUAUCAAAUCGAAACCCAGCCCAAGUACCCCCGCACGCUUAAUCCCUUCAACGUCUACAUCCUCAACUUCAUCCCCAUCUUCAUCUUCAUCCUCGUCAUCAUCCUCAUCCUCAUCCUCAUCCUCGGGCGGAUAUGAAGACAACAAACAGCCCAUAUCCGAGCUAGUCCGCAACCGUUGGUUCCCGCUCUUCGGAGUCGGCGCCGCGGCAGCCUGCGUAGGCCUCUUUGCCGUCUCGGUCACGAACUACUGGCGGACGCACCCGGCGGAGUACUGGACGCCCGGCCAAGAGCCGGAGGCGCCCACGGGCCGGUCGACGAUCCAGUCCCCGCGCGAGUUCGACGAGCACCUCGACAAGUCGGAAUGGCGCAUCGGCAUCACCAAACUGCGGCGCCGCGUCGCCUCCGAGAUGGCCCGUGGCCACGUGCUCGAAGUCGCCGUCGGCACCGGCCGCAACUUUGAUUUCUACGACUGGAGCGUCGUGACUAAGGGCCUCGAGCCCGCGCAGGGGGCAGAAAAGCCCGGCUGGUUUAGCUGGUUGAAGAGCGACCGGCCAAGCGUGGAGGCCGAGGAAAAGAAGGAGGCGAAGCCAGAAGAAAAGAAACUCCUAGGACCGCCGCCGCGACGUCCGCAACCACAAAAACCUCCACCUCCACCUAAAGACAACAACGCAAUCCUCAGCUUCACCGGCCUCGACAUCUCACCCGCCAUGCUCGAUCUCGCACUGACGCGCAUCCGGCAAGUGGUCCCCCACAUGGCCGACCAGAUCCCCAAGAAACCCACCUUCGCCAGCCUCGCCGCCUCAUCUCCUCUCAGCACCGCGGGCGCGGGCGAAGGCAUCUCCCUGGCCAACAACCGCAUCCGGCUCCUCAAAGCCGACGCCCUAUCCCCCCUCCCCUCUCCUCCUUCCCUCCCCCCAUCUCCCACCCCCCAUAAAUACGACACGAUCCUCCAAACCUUCGGCAUCUGCAGCGUCCGGGACCCCGUCUCCCUCCUCGCCAACCUCGCCUCCUCCCUCCAGCCGGAAACGGGGCGUCUCGUGCUGCUCGAGCACGGGCGCAGCGACAGCUGGUGGGAGCUGGUCGUGAACGGCCUGCUGGACCGCAGCGCGCGCGACCACUUCGCCCACUUCGGCUGCUGGUGGAACCGCGACGUCGACCUCAUCGUCCGCGCCGCCCAGCGCGCCGUCCCCGGCCUCGAGGUCCUCCGCUUCGACCGCCCCGGCUGGCUCACCCUCGGCACCCACAUACUCGUCGAGAUGCGCGUGCGCGGCGCCCCUGCCAACAACGGCGAAAAUAAAGUCGCCGUUUCUGCUUCUGCGCCUACUCCGCUUACUACUCCUGUAACGAACACCGCGACUAACAAGGAGAACGGAGAGGAGGAGAAGAAGAAGAAGAGUGGCUGGCAGUGGCCGUCGAUACUGUCGGUCACCAGCAGCGACGAGAAGAAACCGAAGGAUUCAUAAUUGGCCUGAUCUACUACCUAAGUACAGAGUCAAGAUCUGGGAGGUCGGCAUGAAGUUUACGAAGAAAAUGCCGACAGGCUCAACCCGGUCUGAGGGACCGUAUAUAUAUAUAUAUAUGUGUGUGUGUGUGUGUGUGUGUGUGUGUGUGUGUGUGUGUGAUUACUAGAUGUCUUGUAUAGGUACACAAGCCGCU